Messenger RNA from Amphiprion ocellaris (clown anemonefish), 3319 nucleotides. RefSeq names its product extracellular calcium-sensing receptor-like. The record is from RefSeq and is a predicted model, not a curated record. The coding region runs from base 75 to 2549 and encodes 824 amino acids. Gene Ontology annotation, biological process: G protein-coupled receptor signaling pathway. NCBI's taxonomy places the organism in Eukaryota, Metazoa, Chordata, Actinopteri, Pomacentridae. The transcript has 6 exons. Gene Ontology annotation, molecular function: G protein-coupled receptor activity. Gene Ontology annotation, cellular component: membrane.
GAGCUACUCUCGUAUUUCUGUGUGUUCUCCACCUGAACACAGUUUCUGGCUGUGAGCUGUUUGGCAGGUUUGACAUGCCGAGUUUGUUUCAUCCGGGUGAAAUAAUGAUUGGGGGGAUUUUUCCAGUUUCCUACAAAGAGAUAAGGAGCACUUCUACAUUCGAGAGGGAGCCUCCAGGAGUGAAGUGCGCAGGAUUUGACCUGCGAGCUUUUCGAUGGACCCAAGUGAUGAUAUUUGCAAUUGAAGAAAUCAACAAAGAUCCUGCUCUCCUUCCAAACAUCUCUCUCGGCUACAGGAUCCUGAAUUCGUGUUCAUUUCCUGCAAAUACUUUGCGUGCUGCUCUAACACUGGCCAGUAGACCAGAGGAGACUGAAUUUAAUUCUUCUUGCCCUCCAACAAUAUCUGCUGUCAUAGCAGCGUCAGGAUCAUCUCAGUCCUUAGCUGUGGCUGGAACUCUUGGUCCGUUUCAAGUGCCAAUAGUAAGUUACUUCUCAACAUGUGCCUGUCUGAGUGACAGAGCCAAAUAUCCCACCUUUUUUCGGACCAUCCCCAGCGACUACUUCCAGGCAAAAGCUUUGGCAGCGUUGGUUAAACAUUUUGGUUGGCAGUGGAUUGGAGCCAUACAGUCAGACAAUGAUUAUGGGAGAAAUGGGAUCCUGUCUUUCACUGAAGAGGUCAAAAAGUUAGGAGUUUGUAUUGCCUUUGUUGGGACAAUUGCACGUACGUACUCUAUGGAUAAAAUCCUGGAUGUUGUGGAAAUGAUCAGAAGAUCAACUGUUAAAGUCAUUUUGGCUUUUGUUCCUGAGGGAGACUUUUAUCCUUUGAUGAAAGAGGUGGUGAAACAGAACAUUACAGGAAUUCAGUGGAUUGCUAGUGAGGGCUGGAUAACAGCAACUAAGCCUUCCACACCUGAAAUCUACCAAGCUUUUGGUGGAGCUCUAGGAUUUGUGAUGCAGAAAAUGGCAAUGCCUAAACUAAAACCAUUUCUUACAAAUAUCAGUCCUUAUACAGAUCCAAGUGCAGCCUUUGUGAAGGAUUUCUGGGAGAUUAUGGUGGGCUGUAGACCUGUUUUACCUGAAGAACACAGAAUGGAUAAAAUAUGCACAGGCAAUGAGACAUUAAUGAAUUCCCAGCAUGCGUUUUUUGAUGUCACACAGCUCAGAGCUACUUAUAAUGUGUACAAAGCAGUGUAUGCCAUUGCACAUGCCCUUCAUCAGCUGAUAUUCUGCAAACCGGCUGGACAAAAACCUGUGAGGCCAUGUUUGAAUGUGUCAGAAAUUCAGCCAAAAGAGGUCACUGAUCAUCUUCAAAGGGUGAAUUUCAGGAAUGAGUUUGGGGAUGAUGUGUUUUUUGAUGAGAAUGGAGACCCUCCUGCUUCUUAUGAUAUUAUUAACUGGCAGCUGAGAAACGGACAGGUGCAGCAUGUGACUCUGGGUCAUUUUGCUUCUGCUGCAAACGGUGAUUUUAGGCUCAACAUCCAGGAGGAGAAGAUAGUGUGGAGGACGGGGAAAAGGGUUCCCACAUCAGUGUGCUCGAAUGUUUGUCCUGUGGGAACCAGGAAAGCUCAGAUUAAGGGAAAACCUGCAUGUUGUUUUGACUGUAUCCCGUGUGCUGAUGGAACUAUAGCCAAUUCAACAGGUGCAGCAGACUGCACACCCUGUCCACAGGAAUACUGGUCCAAUGAGAGGAAAGACGAGUGCAUUCCCAAAACAACUGAGUUCCUGAGGUACCAUGAGCCGAUGGGAAUAGCUCUGACAGUUGUAUCUCUGCUGGGAGCCUCCCUGUCACUGGUUACCAUGAUGGUUUUUAUCCACUACAGAGAAACUCCUGUAAUAAAGGCCAGUAACUCAGAGCUCAGCUGUUUCUUGCUGUUUUCUCUCUUCCUCUGUUUUCUCUGUCCUCUCACUUUCAUGGGCAAACCCACAGUGUGGACCUGCAUGCUGCGCCACACAGCUUUUGGUGUGACAUUUGCUCUUUGUAUUUCCUGUGUCUUGGGGAAAACGAUUGUUGUUGUUACAGCUUUCAAAGCCACAAUUCCUGGCAACAAAGUUGCAGGAAAGUUUGGUCCUGCACAGCAAAGGAUCAUCGUUUGUUCCUGCACCAUGAUUCAAAUACUGAUAUGUGUAUUGUGGCUGAAGUUCAAGCCACCUUUCCCUGACAUGGUUUUCAGAUACAGUAACAAGAAGAUUGUUUUAGAAUGCAACACAGGCUCUGAGGCUGCUUUCUAUGCAGUGCUGGGCUACAUAGGAAUCCUUGCCAUAGUAUGUUUGGUUCUGGCAUUUCUGGCAAGAAAGUUGCCUGAUAACUUUAAUGAAGCCAAAUUUAUCACAUUCAGCAUGUUGAUAUUCUGUGCUGUGUGGAUCACAUUUAUCCCAGCAUACAUCAGUUCUCCUGGGAAGUUCACUGUGGCUGUGGAAAUCUUUGCAAUUUUGUCCUCAGCGUUUGGCUUGUUAAGUAGCAUCUUUGCACCUAAAUGUUACAUAAUAUUGGUGAAGCCAGAGAAAAAUACCAAGAAGCACGUCAUGGGAAAAAAGAUGAACAAAAAGUAAUGACUUAUUAUAUGGUACUGUACAUGAGUAAAGCAGUGUUUUAUAACACUUUAUAUAAAUUAGUGUCUGUAAAUCUGAUAAUGAAUUGAUAAAUGUUCUGUACAUACUAUGAUGGUAAACUUCUCUAACAUGUACUGUGAGCAAAUUAUGGUUUGGUACAUUGUAUUUUGAAUUUUAGCUGUAAAAUAGUUAAAUGAUACACCAGGAUACAUCGUUGCAUAACAAGAUUCCCAUUAUUUGUACUUGGGUGUUACUGUGCUGAUGUCAAACACAUUCAAUCCUGGCAGGUGAUCUGCUGACAAUGUCCCAGACACAUUAGUCUGCUGGCAAAUGGUGUGAUGCGAAACUGAACCAAGAAACUAAAUGUUCCAGUAAAUUACAAAACAAAAGUAUCAAUAAGGUGUUUGGGAAUAUAUAAUAAAACAUUGCCUUAAUAUUUGUACAGGUGCCACACUGGCACACUGGAUCUCUCUGCUGGUUUUGUCCAAAACACUUCAUUACAUUACUUGGUUAAGAAACAGUGAACUGAAACAAAGUUUCAAAGCAGUUGUCUUUUGAAAAUAUUGUCAUUCAACUAUAGAGAUGGAUUUAAAUACUGAAAUGAUUUGGAGAUGUUUUUGGUUCUGUUGUGUUUUUUGACUGAACAUUCAAAAGGUGUAUCACAACACUCUUUUUCAAACUGGAAUAGUUUGUAGCCUUUGUUAUGCAGUCAUUAUGAAUAAAUCACUUGCCUUAAUCCUGAUCAUCACUAUUGUUGAUAUAGAACUGAU